This is a messenger RNA of Scomber japonicus (chub mackerel), 1741 nucleotides long. It is a transcript of the gene pelo, whose product is annotated as pelota mRNA surveillance and ribosome rescue factor. Gene Ontology annotation, cellular component: cytoplasm. NCBI's taxonomy places the organism in Eukaryota, Metazoa, Chordata, Actinopteri, Scombriformes, Scombridae. The record is from RefSeq and is a predicted model, not a curated record. The transcript is spliced from 13 exons. Gene Ontology annotation, biological process: nuclear-transcribed mRNA catabolic process, non-stop decay; RNA surveillance; nonfunctional rRNA decay. The coding region runs from base 163 to 1320 and encodes 385 amino acids.
UGCGUAUGUUGGCACGUCCCAGCACCUGGCAACACGCAGCGACUGAUUCAUUCAGAAGCUAAUGCACUAUAAUAUAAACAUGACUCUAAUAACUCGGAAAAACUUCAACCUGUCUAGUUUAAUCGAAUAAUACUCUUGUUAGUAUCAUACGACCGUCCGACCAUGAAGCUACUCCACAAAGACAUAGAAAAAGAUAAUGCCGGUCAGGUGACUCUGAUGCCAGAGGAGGCAGAGGACAUGUGGCACACCUACAAUCUGCUGCAAGUGGGGGACAGCUUGAGAGCCUCCACUAUCAGGAAGGUGCAGACAGAGUCCGCUACUGGAAGUGUGGGCAGCUCCAGAGUUCGAACUACUCUCACUUUAUGCGUGGAGACUAUCGACUUUGACUCCCAGGCAUGCCAACUGAGAGUAAAGGGCACAAACCUAGAGGAGAACCAGUAUGUCAAGAUGGGGGCUUACCACACUAUUGAGUUGGAGCUCAACAGGAAGUUCACUCUUGCCAAAAAGAGCUGGGACAGUGUUGUGCUGGAUAGAAUCGAUCAGGCCUGUGAUGCAACCCAGAAGGCAGAUGUGGCAGCUGUGGUGAUGCAGGAGGGUCUGGCCAACCUGGUGUUGGUGACCCCUGCCAUGACACUGCUUCGUGCUAAAGUGGAAGUCACCAUUCCUCGCAAAAGAAGGGGAAGCUGCACCCAGCAUGAAAAGGCACUAGAGAGGUUCUAUGAGGCUGUGAUGCAGGCAAUACUUCGCCACAUCAAUUUUGAUGUGGUGAAGUGCAUGUUGGUGGCCAGUCCAGGGUUUGUGAAGGACCAGUUUAUCGCAUACAUCUUUAAAGAGGCGGUGCGACAGGACAACAAGAUCCUACUGGAGAAUCGGCCCAAAUUCAUGCUGGUCCACUCGUCAUCGGGUCAUAAGUACUCACUCAAAGAAAUCCUCUCUGAUCCCACUGUGACAAACAGGCUGUCUGACACCAAGGCAGCAGGAGAGGUGAAAGCCCUGGAAGACUUCUAUAAGAUGCUGCAGCAUGAGCCUGACAGAGCCUUCUAUGGACUGGCCCAUGUGGAGAAAGCUGCUGAAGCCCUCGCCAUUGACACCUUGUUGAUAAGUGAUAAGCUGUUCAGGCAUCAGGAAGUCCCUACGAGGGCUCGUUAUGUUCGGUUGGUGGACAACGUGAGAGACAAUGGAGGCAACGUCAGAAUAUUUUCAAGCCUUCACGUGUCUGGUGAACAACUGACACAGCUGAGUGGAGUGGCAGCCAUCUUGCGGUUUCCCAUUGCUGACCUAUCAGAAACCGAGGACGAUAACAGCUCAGACGAUGACUGAUCACACAGAAACUAACCAGACAGAUCUUAUUGGUAGCAAAGAAGAAGAAGAAGGUCGUCCAGUGUUGCAGAUAAACCAAAGAAUGCGUAAACCCAGUGUGUUGCAAGAAUAUAAAGCUGCUGUGUAAGGGUUGAUGUAUUCCACUUCUGCAACAUCCACACCUCUUUAAAAAUCACAUUUACACACGUUUUGCUCCUAGUGGCCAUAAUUUUACAUAAUUUGAUGCAGUUUUUGGUGCUUUGAUGCUUUGGGUUUGAAGGUGACAGUAUCUGUAGCUCCUAAGAAUGCCAGUGAAGAGGAAUGUAACUAAUUUUGCCAAGUCCACAUGAAAAUAGUUCAAAUUAGGAGAGCAAAAACAGAUUUUUUUCUUCUUGCCAAGUGUAUAUACAAUAUAUCUUUCUUGCAAUUAAACUACAGAAGC